Molecule: messenger RNA, 1045 nt
Organism: Amblyraja radiata (thorny skate)
Lineage: Eukaryota; Metazoa; Chordata; Chondrichthyes; Rajiformes; Rajidae
Product: immunoglobulin superfamily member 11-like
Exons: 7
Coding region: 19-936 (305 amino acids)
Source: RefSeq, a predicted model, not a curated record
AAGCCCAGCCUCUCCACAAUGGGACGGCAUCCGAUGUGUCUCCUGGUCUGGAGCGGGAUUCUGCACGGUCUCCAAGUGCUGGACCUGUGUGCUUGGGCCGCUGGCGACGUCUCCGUCUCUGUCCUGCUGGGUUUGAACGCGAAGCUACCCUGUGACAUUGCCAAUGCCCAGGAUGUCUCCAGACUGUCCAUCGUCUGGAGUUUAACGGCGACAGCUGGCGAUGGACGCCCCACACAGGUGAUACUGUACCAGGGCGGGACGGUCACCGCCAGUCCCUGGGGCACGGGGGCGCGGACAAAGUUCGUGGGCGACCCCAGGCGCAGCGGCAGCGUGGUGAUCGAGGGCGCGCAGCGGGACGAUGCCGGGCUGUACCAGUGUAUCACCGUCAACCCGGCCCGCCUGCACCAACCCCGCAUCCACACCGUCCGGCUCAACGUGCUGGAGGCCCCCUCUCCGCCUCAGUGCGCGAUGAGGGGCGAGGAACAACUCGGGGCCACAAUGCUCCUCACCUGUAACUCGUCCAGUGGCAAUCCCGAGCCGACGUACAGCUGGUGGAAAGUGGAGUCCAGCGGGAACCAGAUCCUCAACUCCUCUCACACUUCUCCGGGGACUCUGCUCAUUCAGACCCUCUCGGUGGACAGUCCUGGUGUGUAUCUCUGCAUCGCCUCCAACGUCUUGGCCUCAGAAUCAUGCUCCAUGGCACUGACACUGGAGAUAUUCCAGGAGAGUGCGGGCGGCAUAGCGGCGGGCAUUGGCAUCACGCUGGCCAUGGCUGUGAUUAUCCUCACCCUGUUUGGGCUUGUCCUCUGGCUGCACUCCAAGAGGGCCGGACAGCGGCCUGGGCGCCGGGCAGCAGCAGCGCAGGCCACGAGUCUCCACCAACCCUGGCAGCCGGACCGGGAACGCUUUCCCCACAGCUCAGGCCGGACUCUCUGAGCUCUCCCUUUACUGGCUUUUCCCAGGAUGUCCGGGGCACCGGGAGAUCCGCGUGGACAAGUCCCGCGGCCGACUGGAAAGUGGGAAUGAGCCGGAAUAAAACAGGCAG